AUGCACACAAUUUUCCGACGAGCAUUCACCUCGCGCUCUGCGAUUCGUGCCCCACCAGCCCCCUCGUCGUCCUUGCCAAUCUCUGCCGCUCACCGCAGUAUCGCUCGUGCUGGCCGUGUCGCAAUGCUGCCCAAGGCGAGCGAGUCCUCCGCCAUUGCCGCUUCCGCCAGCCCUGCUAGCACCUUUGCCACCAGCGCGUCCGAGCAGAAUGUGCUGCCUGAGGUAGGCAGCAUCUCGGUCCCUGGCGAACAGCCCAACGUCCUCAGGGUUGGCGAGAGCGCCUAA
Molecule: messenger RNA, 285 nt
Organism: Kalmanozyma brasiliensis GHG001
Lineage: Eukaryota; Fungi; Basidiomycota; Ustilaginomycetes; Ustilaginales
Exons: 1
Coding region: 1-285 (94 amino acids)
Source: RefSeq, a predicted model, not a curated record